Molecule: messenger RNA, 615 nt
Organism: Sinocyclocheilus rhinocerous
Lineage: Eukaryota; Metazoa; Chordata; Actinopteri; Cypriniformes; Cyprinidae
Product: catalase-like
Exons: 4
Biological process (GO): hydrogen peroxide catabolic process; response to hydrogen peroxide
Cellular component (GO): mitochondrion; cytoplasm; peroxisome
Molecular function (GO): catalase activity; heme binding
Source: RefSeq, a predicted model, not a curated record
ACAAUACUGGGACACUUUAAAGCUUGUACCAGAAGGAAAGUAUGAACUUCAAGCUAAAUCUUUUCUCUGUCUCUUCGCAGGAGCGUUUGGCUACUUCGAAGUGACCCAUGACAUCACACGCUAUUGCAAAGCCAAAGUAUUCGAGCAUGUGGGAAAGACGACACCCAUCGCCAUUCGCUUUUCCACUGUGGCCGGUGAAUCUGGGUCAGCAGACACCGUCCGAGAUCCUCGAGGUUUUGCAGUGAAGUUCUACACCGAUGAGGGCAACUGGGAUCUUACAGGAAACAACACCCCCAUCUUCUUUAUCAGGGAUGCGCUUCUGUUUCCGUCCUUCAUCCACUCUCAGAAGCGGAAUCCGCAGACUCACCUGAAGGAUCCGGAUAUGGUUUGGGACUUCUGGAGUUUGCGUCCUGAAUCGUUGCACCAGGUGUCUUUUCUGUUCAGCGAUCGGGGAAUACCUGAUGGCUACCGUCACAUGAACGGAUACGGAUCGCACACCUUCAAACUGGUCAACGCUCCGGGACAGUCGGUGUACUGCAAGUUCCACUAUAAGGUACUUACUGUUUGUUUGUUUGUGUGUGUACAAAAUCUGCAGCUCAAAGUGACAAAAUCACA